GGGGCCGAUCUCGAGGAGAGCUCGCCGGUGGUGCUGCGGUACCGCACGCCCUACUUCCGCGCCUCCGCCCGCGUCCUCAUGCCGCCCAUCGCCCGGCGCCACACCUGGGUGGUGGGCUGGAUCCAGGCCUGCAACCACAUGGAGUUCUACAACACCUACAGCGACCUCGGCGUAUCGAGCUGGGAGCUGCCCGACCUGCGAGAAGGACGAGUAAAAGCCAUCAGCGACUCGGAUGGGGUGAGCUACCCCUGGUAUGGGAACACCACAGAAACCGUGACCCUGGUGGGGCCCACCAACAAGAUCUCCAGGUUCUCGGUGAGCAUGAAUGACAAUUUCUACCCCAGCGUGACGUGGGCCGUCCCCGUGAGCAACAGCAACGUGCCGCUGCUGACCAGGAUUAAAAGGGACCAGAGCUUCACCACGUGGCUGGUGGCCAUGAACACCACCACCAAGGAGAAGAUCAUCUUGCAGACUAUCAAGUGGAGGAUGCGAGUGGACAUUGAGGUGGACCCCAUGCAGCUGCUGGGGCAGCGGGCGCGGCUGGUGGGCAGGACUCAGCAGGAGCAGCCGCGCAUCCUCAGCAGGAUGGAGCCCAUCCCGCCCAACGCGCUGGUGAAGCCCAACGCCAACGACGCCCAGGUCCUCAUGUGGAGGCCCAAGAGAGGGCAGCCCAUCGUGGUGAUACCUCCCAAGUAGGGCGUGCAGGUGAGCACAGGGUGCCCCCAGCCCCGCUGCAUGCGGACAGGGCGCCCGAGCCACAGCAGAGCUCUCGGCUUCUCCUGCCUUUGUUGUUGUGGUUGGAAACGUGGCUCCUCCUCGGGCAGAAAUAGAGCCUGGCUGGCACGAGGGCGCAGAAGAGGGUUUGCUGAGCUGGAGGAUUUCCCAGGAAGAGGAAUGGAUGGAGUGUUUGCAGCUGGCACGGAGGCUGUCUGACGUAAAGGACUUGCCCUUCCUCGCCGGGCAGCGUGAGGAGCAGGAGUGCGGUUGGACCGUGCCCGUGGCAGAUGCUGCUUCCCACCCAGCUGGAGGGAGAAGCAGAGGCUGUGCCUGCUGCAGUGCCCCGUGUCCCUGCUGUGUCCAUACCUAUGCAUUUCAAAUGGAUAACCCAGCCCUGGGAUAGGACCAGGCAGUGGGGUGGGAAUGGGCAGUGCUGGGGGGCGAGCAGAGCCCGGUGCUGGUUGCUCCCAGGGGGAGUGGGACACGUUUUGCAUGCAUCUGGGUGUGUUUGGAGUAGUUGUGAGUGUAGGAGAUGCUCUUUUCCGUCUUGGAGUGAGGUCUAAGGGCAGGUUAGAUGUCCUUUUGUUUUAAGGUGCACUGAGUCUUUGCUCAGCCUCCCCUCCCAAGUCCUGCUGGCCCUUCUCUUACAGAAGCAGAACGGAUUCUCAGCCAAGUGAGGAAUGGGGAGCGGUGCCAUUCCCGCAGCCCAGGUGCUCAGUGUGUGUGGGGUACCCAAACCAGCUCAGAGGUACCCCUGGAGUCACUUUGCUUCACUGCAGACCCCACUCCCUUGCUAGAAGUUGGGUGCUUGCUCGUUUUCCAUGCAAAUGCUGGCUCACAUGGAGACCUCUGCCCCAGCCACCCACAGAGCAGGAUGGCUACUGGCUGGGCCACCAGCAGAGGGGGUGGCACGCCUUGUGGUAACUCCCCAAGCUCUGUGGAAGGCAGGGAUGUGAGUGGAGGCUGCUCAGGGCAGGCCUGGGUUUGGUGAAUGUGCUGCCUGCUGUGCUUGGGAGGGGUCACAGGGGGAUUUAUUUGCCUUUCUCCUCACUCCUUGCUGCCUGGAUGGCUGGCAUCAGCUGGUCCAUGGGGCAGCAGGGUGCUGUGGGGUGCAGCUGGCAGGUCCCAGGAUCUCACCCCGGAAUUGCAGCAGAGGCAUAAACCAUGGCUGUGCUGCUGCUGCUGCUCUGGGUGCUUCAUCACUGCUGGGCAGGUGGUUACAGCUUCUGCUGCUUUCUCUGCUCUGUCCUCCCCAGCACGAGCCCUGCAGCUCCUCCAGCUUGCAGCCCUGCCUUGUUCAUGCUGCAGGGGGAUUGUGCUGCCCUGGGGAUGCAGGUCAUUCCUGGGCCAUUCCUGCUGGGAAGGUCCCACGUGCUAUCCCGUGGCAGGACAGCCGGGGGAGGAGCGCUGGGUGACACUUCUGUGCACAGGGGCUCCUGAGGCAUCUUAGACCAAAAAUCCCUGUGAAAUCCCCGUGCUAUUUAUUGCCCUCAGUAGUGUUUGCUGCUGAUCCAGUUCUUUAUUUAUUUUUUGUCUGGGAGCGUUUCCUUUUGACGCCUUGGCUCAGCAUUUCCCUGUGCCGGGGCCGCUCCUGCUCCUCCCGCCCGGCCUCGCGCCGGGCUGGGAACCUGCUGCUUUCCGUGCCUAUGUCGGGGUUUAGAGGGGCUGCAGCCUUGCUGUGGGGCAGGUUGGGAGGGAGAGAGGGCUUUGAGCUUUGGUUUGCUGUGUUUUCUCCCACAGGGAGCUUGCUGGUGUGGGAAGAUGUCCUGCUCUUGUGAGACUGUGGUUUUGUCCUGGUGUGGGACUGAUGGCAGCUUUUGCCAUCGCUGAUGUUUUGUUUCUCAAAAAGUGUGUGUGGAGAGGGGUUAGAAACUUGAAAUACAAUUUUCAUUAAGGACUGGGGGAGGAGGGGUAAGUACCUUUUGAUUUGAAGUAAGACAGGUGUAUACUUUUGACCCAGGGGGACAGAAACAUCUCUGGCAGCAUCAGAGCUAAAAGGCCAGAGGAGGGGGUUCCCCAACAAACAGGUAGCUCCAAGGGGGGCUUCCUGCUGGGAGAAGGUGCUGUGUGAGCCAGCUCCCCAAAACCCAUGGGAAAUGGCUGCAUGCUGCUGUCAGCCCAGGGAGCUCUCUGGGAAAGCUCUACUGCAGGGAUGCUG
This is a messenger RNA of Ficedula albicollis (Collared flycatcher), 2875 nucleotides long. RefSeq names its product family with sequence similarity 78 member B (gene FAM78B). The transcript is spliced from 2 exons. NCBI's taxonomy places the organism in Eukaryota, Metazoa, Chordata, Aves, Passeriformes, Muscicapidae. The annotation marks the transcript as partial. The record is from RefSeq and is a predicted model, not a curated record.